Molecule: messenger RNA, 2514 nt
Organism: Nomascus leucogenys (northern white-cheeked gibbon)
Lineage: Eukaryota; Metazoa; Chordata; Mammalia; Primates; Hylobatidae
Gene: CCDC183
Product: coiled-coil domain containing 183
Source: RefSeq, a predicted model, not a curated record
UCCUGACCUCAGGUGACCCACCCACCUCAGCCUCCCAAAGUGCUGGGAUUACAGGCGUGAGCCUCCGCACCUGGCCAGUGGCACCUUGUUAUGGCCGCCUGAGCCUACUAAGGCAAGCCUGGGAAAAAGUAUUCCAUCUCGGGUGUACCCCAUCUCGUGCGUGCCCCACGGAGUUCCAGGCUGCCUGGUGCUCCAGGCACUCCUCUCUAAGGGAAGGGUGGAGGGGGUGCAGAGAUGGAGAACUUACCCGUUCUGGAGUGACACAUGAACCCAAGACCCAAUAAUUCCCAAAGGAAAGUGGGGGUGAAGCAGGGUGGGCUCCAGGCAGCACAGAGAGGUCAGGGACAGAAGUCGGAAGAGAUAAGGCGGGGAUGUCCCAAGAGCCAGGUUACCCAGGGCAUGGAGUUUGGACUUGGGGCUGGGGGUGCAGAGGGAGGCCCCAUACGGCAGUAUCAGAAUAGUUUUAGGAGACUCGUCCUGCUGCUUUGUGGAGGACAGCUUGGGGCAUGGGAGGGGCCAGGGAGGGAACCCAGUGCAGGUAUGAGGUGCCAGUGCUGCCGACCCAUCACAAACCUCCCCCUCAAAGAACACAUCUGCCUGGCAGAGUUCCUAAGCCUCGAGCAGCUGCCAGGAGACUCAUUUCGAUUAGGACACACGUCUGGAGGCCACCCCAAGGUGGCUGGGGACAGAAUGGGGCAGGAGGCCCUGCAAUUCCAGGGUUGCCCAGGCACUGAGAAUCCUGGCUCUCAUCAUAAUGGCCUGAGGUUCUGGGGACAAUCUGAGUGGCGGCUCUGAGCAAGCUGAGCCCAGGGAGGCUUUGAGGUACACAGGGUCCCUUGGGGGGCCUGAGAGCAGCCAUGAGGAGGCACAGUGAGACAGACGUGGAGGAGCAGACCCAGGAGCUGAAGGCCAUCACUCAGCUCCAGGAGCAGUGUCGGGCACUCCAGAUCCAAGCGGGGAAAGAGAAUACAGACCAGAACAAGGCCACGCUGGCCCUCCUGCGCAGCAACAUCCGCCACGGGGCCCAGGACUGGGCUUUGGCCAAGAAGUAUGACCAGUGGACCAUCUCCAAGGCCUGCGGGAAAAACUUGCCUUUGCGACUGACGCACUGCCGCAGCACCAUGGAGGUGGUGCGGGAGAAGCUGCGCAAGUACGUCUUCGACCGCGUGAAGAUGCACAACCUACUGAUCCACCUGGUGCGGCGGCGCGGGCAGAAGCUGGAGAGCAUGCAGCUGGAGCUGGCCAGCCUGCGGAGCCAGCCCGACGCCAGCAAGGAGGAGCUGCGGCUCCUGCAGAUCAUCCGCCAGCUGGAGAACAACAUCGAGAAGACAAUGAUCAAGAUCAUCACCAGCCAGAACAUCCACCUGCUGUAUUUGGACCUGCUGGAUUAUCUGAAGACAGUGCUGGCAGGAUACCCCAUCGAGCUGGACAAGCUGCAGAACCUCGUGGUCAACUACUGCUCAGAGCUGUCGGAUAUGAAGAUCAUGUCCCAAGACGCCAUGAUGAUCACAGAUGAGGUCAAGAGGAACAUGAGGCAAAGGGAGGCGUCCUUCAUCGAGGAGCACCGGGCAAGGGAGAACCAGCUCAACCAGCAGAAGAAGCUGAUUGACAAGAUCCACACGAAGGAGACCAGCGAGAAGUACCGCCGGGGCCAGAUGGACUUGGACUUCCCCUCGAACCUGAUGAGCAUGGAGGCCCUGAAAUUGAGGAGGAAAGAGACCUCCACGGCAGAAAUAGAAUACCAGGCUGGCGUGACUGCUGUGGUGGAGAAGGUCAAGAGUGCCGUACAGUGCUCUCACGUCUGGGACAUCGCUGGCCGCUUCCUGGCCCAGAGGAACACGGAGGAGAACCUGGAGCUGCAGAUGGAGGAGUGUGAGGAGCGGCGGGUGCAGCUCAAGGCCCUGGUGAAGCAGCUGGAGCUGGAGAAGGCUGUGCUCAAGUUCCGCCAGAAGCCUAGCUCCAUCAGCUUCAAGUCCAUUGAGAAGAAGAUAACAGACAUGCUAAAAGAGGAAGAAGAGAGGCUCCAGCUCGCGCACAGCAACAUGACCAAGGGCCAGAAGCUGCUGCUGACCAUCCAGAUGGGCAUCGACAACCUCUACGUCCGGCUGAGGGGCAUUACCUUGCCUGCGACCCAGAGAGAAGUGGUGCUCUCCGACGCCCUCGAUUUGAACAGCAAGCUGGCGUACUGCGAGGGGAAGCUCACGUACCUGGCUGACAGAGUGCAGAUGGUGUCCAGGACCGAGGAGGGCGACACAAAGGUGAGGGACGCCCUGGAGUCCUCCACUCUGAAGGAGAAGUACAACACCAGGAUCAGCUUUGAGGACCGGGAGGAGGAUAUGAUCGACACCUUCCAGUUCGCCGACGUGGACCACAGCUACGUCCCUUCGCGCGCCGAGAUCAAGAGGCAGGCGCAGCGGCUGAUCGAGGGGAAGCUCAAGGCGGCCAAGAAAAAAAAGAAGUAGCCCCGCCGCCCCGCUCCCUGCUUUGUUACACAAAUAAACAUUUUUCGGGGAC